CAGGGAGGCUGGGCAGGAUCCUCCCCCAUUAUAUAACCUCCCUGAUGAUGAUGCUGCCACCGCCGGACCCUCCCCGUCCUCCGCCUCCUCCCCCCGGUGCUGUCACGCAGCUCUCCCCCGGAUCAGUGUGUCGCUGGCCGGGACCGGGGAUGGAGAAUCUCCUGGAGAACCCGGUGCGGGCCGUGCUGUACCUGCGGGAGCUGACCAGCAUCGUGCAGAACCAGCAGAGCCUCAUCCACACCCAGCGCCAGCGCAUCGACGAGCUGGAGCGGAGGCUGGACCAGCUGGGCAGCGAGAACCGGAGCCUGCGGGGCCACCCCCAGCCUGUGCUCGGCCAGCCGCAGCUCCUUCCCCAGCCUGUGCCCGGCCAGCCGCAGCUCCUUCCCCAGCCGGUGCCCGUGCAGCCCCUUCCCCAGCCGGUGCCCGUGCAGCCCCUUCCCCAGCCUCCGCCCGAGCAGCCGCAGCUCCAGCCGCAGACCCCCGUGCAGGGCCAGGGAGAGCCGGAGAGCCCUGCCCGUACCCAGAGCCAGCCACAGGGGCACCAGCACCCACCGGCCGUCCAGCACAGCGAGGAGCCGGAGUCCGGCCAGAGCCCUGCGCCCCGGAGCUCCCCGCAGAUCCAGCAGCACAAGCCGGCCACCCUCUGCAAAGCCAUCCUGGGGAGGAAGACAGAGAAUGAGACCGUUUUGCACCAGUUCUGCUGCCCUGUUGCUGAUGCAGAGCAGAAGCCGUCCCCACCCAGCGACGACUCCGCCAGUAAGAAGUUGCUGUGUACGGCAUGGGACGUCCGGGACAGCGAUAGUCAGAGGAGUAAUAACGCCAAACAGCCGGGAGAGGAGGAGUCACUGACCAAGGCCAGCCUGCACCAUACCACCUCUCCGGUGCGGGUCCAGCGAGGGAAGACUGCAGCCACCUGCUCUCACGGCACUAGCUCAGAAUAUGAGAUCUCCCUGGACCUCAAGAACAGACAGAUUGAGAUGCUGGAGCACAAGUACGGAGGUCACCUAGUUUCCCGGAGAGCAGCCUGCACCAUCCAAACAGCGUUCCGCCAGUACCAGCUCAGCAAGAACUUUGAAAAGAUCAGAGACUCGCUGCUGCAAAGCCGCCUCCCCCGGCGCAUCUCUCUGCGCAACGUGCGGGUACAUAACCCAGACAGCUUCCCUUCCGCUGAAAAGGCUCUGCUGGAGAGCUACAAUUUGGUGGGAAUCCCCUUGGUCAGGUCUCCUUCUCUCCCAGCCACCAUCAGUGGAGCGCUAACUGAGCUUGAAGACUCCUUCACUGAGCAGGUACAGUCUCUUGCCAAAUCUAUUGACGACGCUCUCAGCACUUGGAGCCUGAAGACCAUGUGUGCCUUCCCGGAAGCCGGCUCUUAUCAGAUCCGGGAGGCUUUUCUGCAGCAGAACCCAGAGCUGGAGCCACCUAAACUAGAAGAGGGAGUACAUGAGGACGGGCAACUCGGGACCCUGCCUAAGAGCAGCAGCACAUUGAUGAUGGCUUUCCGAGAUGUCACUGUUCAGAUAGACAAUAACAAUAUCUCAGUCUCCUCGUCCACCUCUCUCUCUAUGUCCAACUGUCUGGCUGGGACUCCAAACCCUAAACCCGUUGAAGAUAGGGCUGUUGGAGAAAUUACUUCCGAGCUUCCUUCUCAGGAGGGAUCGGCUCUUGAUGCUCACCUUGCACAGAACUCUUUCCCAGAGCUGAAUGGUGAUGGGCUAGGGAAGGAGUUAGUGGGGCCCGUUGCAACCGAAACAGAACCUGCAGACCUCUCGGAACAGAUGAGCAGCAGUAGCACAUCUACCUCUGCCAAGUCCGUGUCUGAGGUGUCUUCUAAGGAGGCGUUGCAAGCCAUGAUCCUCAGCCUUCCACGGUACUACUGCGAGAACCCGGCUAGCUGCCGCUCGCCUACCCUCUCCACUGAUACCAUGAGGAAGAGACUCUAUCGUAUCGGACUCAACCUGUUCAACGUUAAUCCUGACAAGGGCACCCAAUUCCUGAUCUCCCGAGGCUUUAUCCCAGAUACCCCCAUCGGGGUGGCUCAUUUCCUGCUGCAGAGGAAAGGACUGAGUCGGCAAAUGAUCGGAGAGUUUCUUGGGAACAGCAAGAAGCAAUUCAACCGGGAUGUUCUCGACUGUGUAGUGGACGAAAUGGAUUUCUCCAACAUGGAGCUGGACGAGGCUCUGCGCAAGUUCCAGGCGCACAUCCGCGUGCAGGGAGAGGCGCAGAAGGUGGAGCGUUUGAUUGAGGCCUUCAGCCAGCGCUACUGCAUGUGUAACCCGGAGAUCGUGCAGCAGUUCCACAACCCGGACACCAUCUUUAUCCUGGCCUUCGCCGUCAUCCUGCUCAACACCGACAUGUACAGUCCCAGCAUCAAGCCCGACCGCAAGAUGAUGCUGGAGGACUUCAUCCGCAACCUGCGAGGGGUGGACGACGGAGCGGACAUUCCCCGGGACAUGGUGGUUGGGAUCUAUGAGCGGAUCCAGCAGAAGGAACUUAAAUCGAACGAAGAUCACGUGACUUACGUCACAAAGGUGGAAAAGUCCAUCGUGGGCAUGAAAAGUGUGCUGUCGGUUCCUCACCGACGUCUGGUUUGCUGCAGCCGUCUCUUUGAGGUGACGGACGUGAAUAAGGUGCAGAAGCAAGCGGCUCACCAGCGAGAGGUCUUCCUGUUCAACGACCUUCUACUGAUACUAAAGCUUUGCCCGAAAAAGAAAACAUCGUCUACGUACACCUUCUGCCGGGCGGUGGCACUGCUGGGGAUGCAGUUCCAUCUGUUUGAGAACGAAUAUUAUCCUCACGGGAUCACCCUGGUCAGUCCGCUCUCAGGAUCGGAGAAGAAAUUAGUUUUGCAUUUCUGUGCCCUGGGCUCUGAGGAACUGCAGAAAUUCCUGGAGGACCUGAAAGAGUCCAUCUAUGAAGUAACAGAGAUGGAACAGAUUCGGAUUGAAUGGGAGCUGGAGAAGCAGCAUGGAGUGAAGAACUUCCCGGUGAAGACGAACGGGUCUCAGGUGGAUGCUCAGUCCAAGCAGGAGUCCCCCAUCGGUAAGCGCGAGUCACCAGCGAAGGACACCGACAGCGUGGUGGAGGUGUCAAUUCACAACAGGCUUCAGACGUCGCAGCACAGCGCCCCCCAGGGGCCAGAGAAUGGAGCUCCGGGCAGCACGGCUCCUAACGGGCAACGGGAGGCUCUGCAGGCUGCCCGCUCCGACCGGCUCCUGCAGUGUCAGCAGAUUGUCAAGGUGAUUGUGCUGGACACACCCGGCCGGGCACUGCCCGCCUUCGACCAGACUGUCACCCGCUACUUGUCUGGGUCCUGCUCCUCUACUCCCCUGCGCAGCGUGGGAGGAACGGUCCACCAGCCCCCGCUACCCCCACCGCCGCCUCCUUAUAACCACCCCCAUCAGUACUGCCCACCAGGGGUACUACUUAGAGAACGCAGGUAUUCCAGCGGCUCCCGCAGUCUGGUGUAGGCGCUGGGACUGUUUCCUGCCUUCCAGGACUAAUCCGCCUGCACACUUUGGCACACCUUGCACACUUCCCAGUCCCUGCACAUUGACCUUGCACACUAGAGCCUGUCCCGAGCCCAUUCACACUCAUCCUCGCACACUCACCCUCCCCGCACAUGCUAAAUAAACGUGAUGCAUCCUCAA
This is a messenger RNA of Pseudophryne corroboree (corroboree frog), 3647 nucleotides long. RefSeq names its product IQ motif and Sec7 domain ArfGEF 3 (gene IQSEC3). Gene Ontology annotation, molecular function: protein binding; guanyl-nucleotide exchange factor activity. The transcript has 14 exons. Gene Ontology annotation, biological process: actin cytoskeleton organization; regulation of ARF protein signal transduction. Lineage: Eukaryota; Metazoa; Chordata; Amphibia; Anura; Myobatrachidae. The coding region runs from base 45 to 3467 and encodes 1140 amino acids. The record is from RefSeq and is a predicted model, not a curated record.